Pelobates cultripes (western spadefoot toad) is the source of this 19994-nucleotide messenger RNA. The record is from the annotation of a GenBank genome assembly. NCBI's taxonomy places the organism in Eukaryota, Metazoa, Chordata, Amphibia, Anura, Pelobatidae.
GUUGCUUUGUAUGAAAAAGCAAUAUAUAGUCUAGCCAACUAUUCUGGUUUCCAAACUUUGUCUCUGUAGCUAAAGCACAAUGACCAUGCUACAAAUUGCUACUUUCUUCACAGUUCUGAUCCUGACUGGGAUGCAGCAAGGUUAGUCAUCUUUUUUAUGCAAAGUAGUUCAAAUAUGUUGAUUCACUUUAACCCCUUAGUGACCAGGCCGUUUUUCAGUUUUCUUACCGUUAAGGACCAGGGUUCUUUUUACAUUUCUGCGGUGUUUGUGUUUAGCUGUAAUUUUCCUCUUACUCAUUUACUGUACCCACACAUAUUACAUGCCGUUUUUCUCGCCCUUAAAUGGUCUUUCUAAAGAUACCCUUAUUUUCAUCAUAUAAUAUAAUAUACCAGAAAAAAAAAGUUAAAUAUAAUGAAAAUAUUUUUAAAAACACACUUUUUUGAACUUUAGGCAUGGAUUCUCAGCUCCUAUUAGGUGUUACUGUCAAACAAUAUAUGUUCAGCAACAUCUCCUGAGUACAGCAAUACCCCACAUGUAUAGGUGUGUCGGGUUCUCUGGGGGAUAAAAGACCUUAUUUGGAGGGUGCACAUUCCAGAUUUCCAACUUGGAAUUUUCACAGCUGGUCAUCAUGCACCCAUGUCCCAUUUCGGACAUUUUUUAAAAUGGCCAAUGUAAUUUACCCCAUCAAACUAUAUGUUUUUAAAUAGUAGACACCCUAGGGUAUUUCAAAUGGUGGUAUUUUAACACUUUCCAUGCACUAAUUCUACCACCAGUCUCUGUCAAACAUUUUGGUAGUCAUUUUUUUGUUAUUUUUUUACACACAUUCUACUUUAGGCAUGGCUUCUCAGCUCCUGUAGGUGUUACUGCCAAAGAUCACCCCAAUAUGUAUUCAGCAACAUCUCCCGAGUACAGUGAUACCACCUAUGCAUAGGUUUGUUGGGGGUGAAAAGCCAAACGUUUGACAUGUGUUUUCCAAAUUUGACAUAUCUUCUUUGCCUAUCUUCUUUUUGGGUGCCUUUUUACAGAUCCCAAUUUAUUUUCUUGCCAUGCUUGUGCAUAUAUUUAAAAGUUGACACCCCACGGUAUUGUAUAUGGAGUGUUUUGAUGCCUUUGAUUCAAUCGUUUUAGUCAAAAAAUUGGAGAAAGUGUUUGGUGGUAAUUUUUCAAUUUUCAUUUUUAUAUACACAUUGCUUUUUGACUGUGAUUUAGGAGAGCCUGUUAUUGGUUAUUGCAAGAAAACACUCUAGGUUGUUUUCUGCAAAGCCUCCUUAGUACACCCAUGCUCCCCAUACAUAGGUUUGCCAGGAUUUCGGGAUGGUCCAGUUACAAUUGUAUGACUUAUAAUUUCAGUUGAAAUUGAGAGUAUUUCUUCUGAUAGGCCUAUAUUUAGCUUGGGGCUUUUCACAUACCCCAGUUUCAUUUAUUGCCAUGAAAGUUUAUAUAUUUGAAACGUAGACACCCCAAGGUAUUAUACAUGGAGUGCUUUGAUACAACUGUUUUAGCCCCCAAAAAAUGGAGAAAGUGUGUGGUGGUAAUUGUUCAAUUUUCAUUUUUACACACACAUUGCUUUUUGACUAUGAUUUAGGAGACCCUGUUGUUGGAUAUUGCAAGAAAACACUCCAACCCCACCCAUAUGCCAGUUAUAGGCCUUGAUGCACACUGGCUUCCUUGUUCUCUCAGCUCCGCCACGUACAGGGACCUCCACAGUCCCCUCUGUGUGGAUGGUGGUAAGAAGGCACACAUCCUUCUUGUCUCUGUACUUAACUGCCAACAGCUACUCUUGGCGCAGAGCUGAGGUUCCCCCCUUCGUAGCCGGGUGCAUGCAAGUUGUCUUGGGAAACCUAUGCUGUUCUUUAUGAUUGUACCCCAAGCUACUGUAUCAAAACAGUACAGUAGCUUGAACAAAGGGACACUUGUAUAAAAACUGUCAGUACAAGUGGUACCCUUUGUUCAUCAGGGGAAAUAUCAGGUCCCAGAAAAUCUUGCCAAUGGUUCCCAUAUGUUCUGGGCAACCUGGAGGGUCAGGGUGGCUAUCCUUUCCCUCGUACACCCGGAAGGCCUGAGUAUACCCAGUCUCGCUAUCACAGAGCUUAUACACCUUUACACCAUACCUGGAGCACUUGGAAGGAACAUACUGCUUGAAUCCCAGCCUUCCCUUAUACUUCAUCAGAGAUUCAUCCACGCAUAUAUUCCUUCCAGAUGUAUAAGCCUCUGCAAACCUGGUAGCGAAGUGGGUAAUCAGGGGGUGGAUUCUAUACAGCUUGUCAAACUGGGGAUGCUCCCUAAGGGGGCACAGGCUGUUGUCGCUGAAGUGCAUGAAAUGCAGAAUCAUUUCAUACCUCUUCCUCGACAUACAUUGGGAGUAAAUGGGGGUAGAUUAGAUGGGGUUACUGCUCCAGUAGGAGCGGAGGGAUGGCUUCUUUAUGAUGCCCAUCAGCAUAGUCAAUGCCCAGAAUCUUUUAAAUUCUGGCACAUCGAUGGGGGCCCAUUGCUGCUUUGCCAAAAAAGAGUCAGACUUUGCAGCACGGAACUGAUCGGCAUAUAAAUUGGUUUGGGCGACAAUGUUCCCCAAUACAUUAUCGUCUAGAAACACCUCCAUAAACUGCUGAGGGCUAAAACCUGCAACAUCCACGUUGAUGCCAAAAUUUUCAGUAAAGGAUGGGAUAUCUGGCCUCUGGCGAUGAGGCACUACCCACUCUUCAGCAGUACUGCCAGCUGGAGCAGCAUGUCUCCUUCUGGCAGGGGGACUAGCAGGCACAGAUACAGCAUACAUACAAUAUUCUAACUUAGGGCCCCCACUCGCCACUCAGGGGUGGAGGCCGGGGGGGAAGACAAUAGGUCCACCCUUCUUAUUCUAACUUAGGGCCCCCACCCGCCGCCCGGGGGGGGGGGCCAGGGGGAGGACAAUAGGUUCCCCCCCCAUUAUUUUACUUUAGGGCCCCCACUCGCUGCUCAGAGGUGGGGGCUGGGGGGGAGGACAAUAGGUCCCACCCCUUAUUUUACUUUAGGGCCCCCACCCGCCACUCAGGGGUGGGGGCCGGGGGGGAGCAAUAGGUCCCCCUUCAGGUUAGAAGCCCCCACUGCUCACUGUUUACUAGACAUGCCCCUACUCACGGUAUAGCGAGUAGGGGCAUAAUUUACUGAUACUAAGUAAUCUUUACUUAGUAUUAGUAAAUUUGGAUGAAAGACCAAUUUAGGUCUUUCAGCCUUUUAGUAGAUAGCUCCCUAAUACCGUGGGUAGUUGGGAGUUAUCUACUUAUUCAUUCCUGUCAUUCCAUUGAUUGGCUAAGUAACAUUUUAUAUGAAUGUGUGUUACUUGAUUGUUGUAAGUGUUGCAAAUGCUUACAGCUGAAUCCUGGCUAUGUUUGUAUACUUUUUAUUUAAAGGGACACUAUAGUCACCUGAACAACUUUAGCUUAAUGAAGCAGUUUUGGUGUAUAGAACAUGCCCCUGCAGCCUCACUGCUCAAUCCUCUGCCAUUUAGGAGUUAAAUCUCUUUGUUUAUGAACCCUAGUCACACCUCCCUGCAUGUGAUUUGCACAGCCUUCCAUAAACACUUGCUGUAAAGAGAGCCCUAUUUAGGCUUUCUUUAUUGCAAGUUCUGUUUAAAGCGGCACUGUCAUGCCGAACUUACCUUUCCUCAAUCUCUUCCUCUUCUCCCCCUCUCUCAGGAUCUGUUCUUCAUUUCUUCCUGUCUUCUUUAGUUUUCUUUAAAAUCAUAAGACAAAGUAGGGACUCUUUGCCUUAUGGAGGAUUCCUCCGCUUGACCAGCUCUGACCAGCGGAAGAGCAAAGCGUGCUUCAUUUCCGCUGGUCAGAGCAAUUUUCCCAUGAUCCCUAGCUUUCCUCAGUGUUCCCACAAUGCUUCCUGUCAUUUUACAUGAAACUGCCGAAUUGCGUUCUAACUGAAUGACAACAGUAUGUUCGUUUCUUUUAGAACGCAAUUCGGCAUUUUAUUCGGAUCGGAAUUUCAUUCUAAUGAAAACUCUUAUUGUUUUAUUAGGGCCCCCACCCACCGCGCAGGGGUGGGGGCCCCCCAUUGUUUAUUAGGGCCCCCACCCCACUGUUGGAGGGCCCCAUGGGAGGACAGUAGGUCCCCCAUUAUCUUUGGGGAGGACAGGUCCCCCCCAUUAUCUUUAUGGCCCCCACCCGCCGCUCAGGGUGGGGGAGGGGGGGAGGACAAUAGGUCCGCCCCCCCUUAUUGUAAUUUAUGUCUUUUUUUUCAACAGUGAGCAGCCACAGGCUGCUCACUGUUUAGUAGACAUGCCCCUACUCGCGGUAUAGUGAGUAGGGGCAUUUGGGAGAUUUAAAUCUCUCUUGUGCUAUUAUGGGGGUCAUAUUGACCCCCAUAGAGUGAGAGGGGGUACUGGGGGGCUUAUGAAGUGGUGGGGAGCACUGCUCCCUGCCGCUUCUAUAGUUACAUAUUACAAGGAGGGAGCUGCACGCCGGUAGCUCCCUCCUUGUAAUAAACUGCACGAACAAACAUACACUGAUACUCAGAUACACUGAUACAUUGUGUUUGUUUGUUCGGCUGAUCUUUCUAUUCACUCAUUCGUCUGUCUGAUGAAUGAAUGAAUAGAUGAAAUUCCCGUUCGCAUGUCCAGGUGUUUCACUGGGCAUGUGCGGGAAUCUCAGUGUCUGCCUAGUGUGGGCUGAUGACGUGUCCCACAGGGACUUCACCUACCCACACAAAGAUGGCGGCGCCCUGAAUCAAGAUCGGGGCAGAAAAUAAGGAUUAAAAAAUAGGUAAUGUGGGGGGCUUAGGGGCAUUUGGGGGUGACUAGUGGGUCAAUUGGAUGUAGUGGAGGCGGGAGGGGGGUUAAAAAAAAAACGGGUUUCGGCAUGACAGUGCCGCUUUAAUUAAGCUUUUUUUUUUAUCCCCUGCUAUGUUAAUAGCUUGCUAGACCCUGCAAGAUCCUCCUGUAUGUGAUUAAAGUUCAAUUUAGAGAUUGAGAUAAAGUUAUUUAAGGUAAAUUACAUCUGUUUGAAAGUGAAACCAGUUUUUUAUCGUGCAGGCUCUGUCAAUCAUAGCCAGGGGAGGUGUGGCUAGGGCUGCAUAAACAGAAACAAAGUGAUUUAACUCCUAAAUGACAGUGAAUUGAGCAGUGAAAUUGCAGGGGAAUGAUCUAUACACUAAAACUUCUUUAUUUAGCUAAAGUAAUUUAGGUGACUAUAGUGUUCCUUUAAAUUUGUAUACAGUGUAACAUUCUUCAUUCUUCCACUGAGUAGGUAUAUUAGUACUUCGGCAAUACUGUGCUUCGACACUUCGACACUUCGGAACUUCGGCAACUUCGGAACUUCGACACUUCGGAACUUCGGCACUUUGGAACUUCGACACUUUGGUCAGGGCAUCACAAUUAGUUUCCGUCCAUUAGCUGCCAUUGUGGAGUUUUCUGUAUCUGACCACAGGCCACAGGAGAGUAAGAAUGGGAAGAGUCAAGAACAAUGAUGAUACAUCACUGAAAAUCAAAGCAUCAGAUGUGACUGCAGCACAAAAUUUGGUAGGGACCAAUCUGUGUUUGAUUUGUGCCUUUGUGCUACUAAGAGCUACAAUAUGUUCCACAUAGCAGCAUUCAGGCAGAAGCGAGUGAUUGGUGGUGGUCCUGCAAUGUGCAAAAAGGCCUUUCUUGCCUACACAUUGUCAGUAAACAAAUAAUAACAAAUGUCCAAGCUAUCAUUCAGAGACGUAGCUAGAUAGUGAUGUAUUUACAUUUUACUGAUCCUUAGGAUGGUCAGACUUAGGAAGGUGACACACACCUACAAACAGGCAGAGAAUAGUUGAGGGUUACAGAAAGACAACAGAACAACAAAACAAAAUCAACAUAUAUUAGCAAAUAAAAGCACUGUUAGGUAAGCACAGCAGUGCAAGGGACUUUCCAAGCAGUGGUUAUGUAUAGGUAGUAUUGAAAACCUAUUGGCCUGUGUUUUAAUUGCAGUGCCAGAAUGUGUAGGACUUAUGUCGUAGAGAUGACAUCACAGAAACCGUUGACAAUGACGCUGGGGUACAUGGGAAUAAAAGGACAUGGUGUGAUCAGCAAUGUCACACAACAGACAUGCAAACUUGAUGACAGGAAGGCAGAACAGGUAACGUGAAUAACCCCGGCAAAUUUUCAGCAAUGCAAAUACAAGAAAAUGACCGAAUGGAUGAAAAAGAUAACCAGGAAAAUUCCAGGCUAAAGCCCACUUAGCCACUCUUGUAGAAUUUUUUACAAGCUGCACUCAUAGGGUUAAUGUAGUACUAUUUCAGCAUCACACAAUUGCAUGAUUUUGCUAUUACAUGACGAAAAGUCAUGAUUUUAUUAAAGACACGCAGGCGAGUAUUGCAUAUCCCUUUCUUUACUGUCCACCAAUAGCAGUAAAGGAUACAAACAGAAUAAAAAAAUAAUGAAUAUUGAGUAACUUAGGCCCCUCCCUGAUAAAGUCCCAGUAUAACAGCCAGCACCGCCCUUCUAUCUUCUUCUUUCUUAAGAUGCGACACCGAAAAUAAAGUCCAUAUACAGGAACAACAGUAGAGUCCAGUGAGAAGAAACGCAGAACCUCAGGACCAGAACAUAGGAUCAUCGAUUCAAUAACAGGGAAGCACAUCGGGAUGACGGCAGAACAAACUCCAACCCCAGGGGAAUUCCUCACAUGCUGAAGACUUGAUAUUCAAUAGGUCCAAAUCAGGCUGUGGAAACAUAAAGAACAGGAGCCCAAGGGUUAAAUCAGUACUUGAGACUAACAUCAGGGCCAGGCGAUGCAAAGCCCCACAUACAUCCCCAAUAUAAAAACCAGGUAGACCCGAACUCCCCCUAGUUACUCAACCAAACCCCCCAACUACACAGGACCCACUUACCGUAACAUCGGGUCCAUACAUGUCUCAACAUAUCAAAAAAAACUGGGCGGAAAAACCAAUGUAGGUAAAGUGAGAAAUUCAAUACGGGCGGGACAAUACUCGCCUCCGUGUCUUUAAUAAAAUCAUGACUUUUCAUCAUGUAAUAGCAAAAUCAUGCAAUUUUAUAGCAAGACACGGAGGCUCAUAUUGCAAGUUUAAAGCUGACCUACUACCACAUCGAACAUGUAAAUAAUCGGUCGAAAGUAAAAUUCCUGAAAAGUAGUUUCCCUCGACCAGUCUGCCAUCCUCAUGAGAUCUUCCAAAUGCGCACCUGAAGCUAUAAUCGAAGAGGCUGAAGCCCCCCUAACCAAAUGAGCGCCAAAGAGCGCAGUAUCAAUACCGGCUUGAGUCAGUAACCUUUUCACCCAGCAUUACAACGUGGUGCUGGUGACGGGGGCAAAAGGAGGAUUGAAGGAUAAAAAUAGUUGGGGAGAGGCAGCGGAACGGUGUAGUUUGGUGCGAUCCUCAUAUUCGCGUAAGCAAGCCACCGGACACAACACCGGUGUAGUCGAGAAAAUCGGAUAGGACACCGACGUAAUAGACGUCUUAGUGCGCCUACUGAUAUUGAAUGUCACUCCCUCCAGGGUGCAUGAUCUGGCAUCAAGAUCCAGGGCUCGGACGUCCGAGACCCUCUUUGAAAUGAGGCAGAACAGACAAACCAAUUUAGCCGAUAGCUGCAAGGGGAGUGCAGAGUUUGCGGGCCAGGCCAUGAGGAAAGAUAAUACAACAGAAACAUCCCAGGUUGCAGAGUAGUGAGGCCUGGGUGGCCGGAAGAGACGAGAGCACCGGAGGAGCAGGCAUACCAGGGGAUGUUGACCGGCAGGGCACCCGUCAAAAUCCUGAUGUGUCGAAGAGAUGGCCAACCGGUAGAGAUUGAUGUUCCGGUAGGCCUUACCUGCUUCAAAGAGGGAAGUCAGGAAUUGUAGAAUUGUGGUCACAGGUGCUGAAACGGGAUCCACGUCCCUAGCCAGGCACCAGCCAGCCCAAGCUCGCCAAGCUGACCCAUAUGCCCAUCUAGUGCCGGGGGCCCAUGCGUCUGCCAACAGGCAUCUAGUAGUCUCCAAAACUCCCUGGACCUCCCAGGGUCCCCUGAAAUUCGCCAUGCUAGGAAAGGGAGAGACAAAUAGAUACUAAUAUGAGGCGCUUUUCCUUAAGUGUUAUAUAUUCAGGGUAUUAUGCCUUUAAUUUCCAUAUAUCCAAGGUGUUAUACCUUUAAUUUUUAAUUAUAAUAUGUGCUGCUAUCCUCGUACUUCCCCUGUGUGUCACACAUACAUAACAAGAUUUUCAAUGUAUUUGACAAUGAGUUAGCGCACAAUCUUUUUUGAAAGAUCUCCAAUUGGAAAGUACAGAAAAAUAAGAAAUUAUAAUUAUAACCUAUUAACCUUAUAGAUGUAAUUUAUACAGAAUGUGUGCUCACACAAAAAUACUUUUUCAUUAAAUAUAAACAACUUCCAGCAUAGAGAGUCCCAGAAAUGAGCAAUCCAAAUCUCAAAAGAUAACCACUUUUUUCUUUUUCCAGCACUCCAGGGUUUAAGCUGUUAUCUAGGGAAAUACAAUGCUUAAAUGGUGUGAUAACAUUAGGUAAAGAGCCUCCACCAUAUGCACCCUAUGUGGAGCUCUCACCUUAUUCUGUUAUACUUUGGUUAUAAUGACUUGUAUCCACUUUUUAUAUAACCCACAAUAUAGAGAUUAAUUACUCCAGAGAUAUUUCAAGGAUUACUCAACUUUAUUUCCAUUUUAAAAUAAAUAAAAUAUAAAAAUAUAAAAGAUAUAUAGCUGAAACAGUAAAUGUCACUGUAUUUAUACAGCUCACGGUUCUUGGGGUAAUUACAGUUUUUUGUGCAGGUCCACCGUCUGCCGAAGUUGCUGCUUGUUUCUCCUCUCCCCUGAACGCUGGAUAUGUAAAAAUCGGCACCACGUAACUUACUAGUUUCGCCCUAGUGGGCUUUCUCAAAGUCUGUGGAUGCCAGCACUACAAAUUGAUUUUGUGAUCGAAGCUAUUUUAUUGAUCCUAAAUAACAAUGUUUUUACGUUUGAAAACCAGAAUUCUAUUCAAAAGAUCGGCACAGCCACGGGAACGAGCUUUGCACCCAGUUAUGCCAAUCUCUUUAUGUCCAGUCGGGAGGACAAAUAUGUAUGGGAUGGGCAUGGCUGGAGUGCAAACCUCGUCACAUAUAGGCGUUUUAUAGAUGAUAUGUUUUUUAUCUGAAAGGGACCAGAGGAAGAUCUUAAGAAUUUUUUGGAAUUUUUAAAUUCGAACGAUUGGGGGAUCACAUUGAAGGCCGAGUUCAGCAAUACAAAAGUGGAAUUCUUAGAUCUAGAAAUCUUCAUAAAUGAAGGUCAUUUGAAGACCAAGACAUUUUUUAAGAAAAUAGACAUCAACAAUUACAUCCUAAAGACCAGUUACCACCAUUAUCCGUGGUUGGCAAAUAUCCCAAAAAAUCAAUUUACAAGAGUAAAAAAAAAACUGCUCGCAAGUUGACGAUUUUAUCCAACAAGCCGACUUCUUAAAAAGAAGAUUUCUGGAUAAGGAUUAUGAUGAAGAAAAUGUAGAAGAAGCCCUGGAAUAGGUUAUGAAAAUGAAGAGAGAUGAUCUUCUUGAAUAUAAAAACAAAGAAGGAAAAAGGCAGAAUACAGGAAGAUACGGAGAUCCCGAUUAUUUUUAACUUCAAUAACCAAGCACAAGAAAUUAAGAAAAACGUGAAUAAAUGGUGGCCAGUUUUAAGACGGGAUGAAGUAGUCUACAACAUUCUACCAGACAAACCAAAAAUAGUCUUCAGAGGGGCAUCAAACCUGAAAUCUAUGUUAGCCCCGAGUCAAUUACCAGAGAAGAGAAUAAGAUCGAUAGAGAAUCCCUCUAACUUACAAAAUGGCUUCUACAAAUGUGAAACAUGCAGCGCUUGUCGAGUGAGUGCUAAAACUAAUAGAAAAUGUAUAGAUUUCAAAUCAUACCACACAGGAGAAGAGUUCAAAAAAAAAAGUAUUAUCACUUGUAACACCAAAGGGGUAAUAUAUCUAAUAUAUUGUACAUGUGGAUUGCAACAUAUUGGACGAACUGAGAGACUGUUAAAGAAAAGAUUAUACGAACAUAUAUAUAAUAUAAGGAGGGGAUUCGAAGGACACAGCAUCUCAACACACUUUAAGUUGAGACAUGGAAUGGAUCCAAGUCAAAUGUACUUCUGUGGAAUUGAACAAGUGAAAAAGGAUGUAAGAGGAGGAGACUAUACGAGAAAACUGGCAAUUUGGAUAUUUAAACAGGGGGCUUUGAAGCCAAAUGGUUUAAAUAUCAAUUUUGAACUUACACAUUUUCUGGAGUAGAUCCACAAAAAAUACAAAAUGAAAAGGAAAAUAAUUUUGAAUAGGAAUGCACCUUUAAGAAAAAGUAUAGGUCUGUGACCUGUAAGUGAUAGAAUUGAAUGUACAUCACUUUUCCAAGAAAGGGCAUAGAGAAAAAAUCACAUGAUUUUAAAAUAUGUGCAGUAACUAUUUUUAGGAAACGUUUUAUAGUAUCCUUUUUAGAAAAAAAAAUUUACAUUAAGGGAAUUACCAUCUUGGAAAGUAUACCCAAUUAAAAUUAGAAAUCAUAUUUUAAAUGGUAUAGUUUUAUAAGCACCAUAGAAAUGUUUUUGUUUAUAUGUAUAUGUACUUAUAAGCUUUAUAUGUAAGAUAUCCAUGAAAUCCUGUAUAAAAAGAAUCGAUAAGUUAAAAAGAAGAUAAAACUUUGAUUUUAUGCAUGUGAAAAGGUUAAUGAACAUGUGCCCUUAAGAUCUAUAUGUAAAGUAGACAUUUUUAAAAAAAAAAACAUGUAUAAAUUAAACUGAUAAGAUGUAAGGGAAAUGACAUCAGGAUUACACACAAGUGAAGGGGUUAAUAAAGCAGGUAGGAAGAACCUGCAGGAUAUUUGUAAUCAAGUACAAGGGAAUUUAAACAAGAUCGUCAGUAGGCAUCCACAGACUUUGAGAAAGCCCACCGAGGACGAAACUAGUAAGUUAUGUGGUGCCGAUUUUUACGUAUCCAGCGUUCAGGGGAGAGGAGAAACAAAUAGCAACAUCGGCGGACGGUGGACCUGCACAAAAAACUGUAACUACCCCAAGAACCGUGAGCUGUAUAAAUACAGUGACAUUUACUGUUUCAGCUAUAUAUCUUUUAUAUUUUUAUAUUUUAUUUAUUUUAAAACGGAAAUAAAGUUGAGUAAUCCUUGAAAGAUCUCUGGAGUAAUUAAUCUCUAUAUUGUGGGUUAUAUACAAAGUGGAUACAAGUCAUUGUAACUAAAGUGCAACAGAAUAAGGUGAGAGCUCCACAUGGGGUGCAUAUUACCUAAUGUUAUCACACCAUUUAAGCCCUGUAUUUCACUAGAUAACAGCUUAACCCCUGGAGUGCUGGAAAAAGAAAAAAAGUGGUUAUCUUUUGAGAUUUGGACUGCUCAUUUCUGGGAUUCAUUUCUGGGACUCUCUGUGCUGUUGGUUAUAUUUAAUGAAAAAGUAUUUUUGUGUGAGCACACAUUCUGCAUACAUUACAUCUAUAAGUUUAAUAGGUUAUAAUUAUAAUUUCUUAUUUUUCUUUACUUUCCAAUUGGAGAGCUUUCAAAGUAGAGGGAGCCAACAGGAGAGGGUGACAACACCCCAUCGGAAGGAUGGCAACAGCCUGGGGUAAUCCACUGCCAUCUCGAGACGUUGGGGGAACCACGACUGCAGCUCCCAGAAGGGUGUCACUAUGACUAGUUCGUCCUGAUGCAGGACUGAAGGAGUGUGCGAGGGAUCAUGGAGAAUGGGGGAAAGGCAUACAGGAGGUCUCCGCGCUAGUGUUGCAGGAAGGCGUCCACUGCCUCCGCCAUAGGGUCAGGUCUCCAUCUGAAAAACUGAGGGAGUUGGGCAUUGAGUCAGGAUGCGAACAGGUCGAUAGCAAAAGGACCCCAAAGAGAUGACACAUUGGAGAACACGCACGCGCACAAUUUCCAGUCGCCGGCGUCCGAGAGAUAUCGUGAACUCCAAUCCGCCUGGACAACCAGGUUUCCAAUUCAGACAAAACUCCCAAAAGUCUUUCGCCAAUCCGGCCAGAACCGCUGAUUGGGUUCCACCCAUGUGGUUGACAUAUCUCACUGCUGACACGUUGUCCAUGCGGAGGCGAAUGCAUGUUUGCGCUCGAUCAUGAAGGAGCCUGCCAAGAGUUCCAACACAUUGAUGUGGAGUCGGGAUUCGGAGUCUGACCAUCAACCCCCCCGUUGACACUCCCGCGCAAUGGGCCCCCCAGCCAUGGAGGCUCGCAUCUGAGUCGAUGGUGAAUUCCGUCAAAAGGCCAAAGAUCGCCCUGCCGUUCCAUGCAGAUAGGUUGAGGAUCCACCAUCGCAGUUCGUCCUUCGUCUCACUGUCCAGCGACACCAGAUUCGCGUAGGAAGAGCUGUCUCUCAGGCGAGCUAUCUUCAGGUGUUGAAGUGCGCUGUAGUGGAACGGGCCUGGAAAUAUUGCUUGAAUGGACGAUGCUAGUAGGCCAAUGAGCCGAGCCAACUGUCGUAAGGUGAGUUGCGGUCGGGUGAGGGCUCUGCGAAGCUCCUUGCAUAUCGACUGAAUAAUGUUCAUCGGAAGACUCAACGUCGUCCACAAGGAAACCCAGGAAUUUCAUAAUAGUGGCCGGGGUCAGACAGGAUUUCUCCCAGUUGAUAACGAACCCCAUGCGGGAAAGAAGGUCUAAGGCCUGCCGAAGGUGCGUAACGAUGAUGGAACGUUCCUGAGCCAUGAGCAGGAUGUUGUCCAAGUAUAUGAUUAGACGAACGAAUGCCCCGACUGCGCAGCCAUGCCAUCGCUGGGCGCCGCAGCUUUGUGAAACACCACAGGGCCGAUGAGGGACCAAAGGGAAGGCAGGUAAACUGCCAAAUCUCGUUCCGCUAUUGGAAGCGUAGCAGGUCUCGGGACGCCUUGGCCACUGGCACUGCCAGGUAUGCAUCCUGCAGAUCCAACUUCGCCAACCAGUCCCCGUGUAGAAGUAGGUCCCUCAGCAGGUGAAUACCCUCCAUCUUGAAAUGGCAGUAGCGAACCAUGGCAUUGAGGGGGUGCAGAUUAAUGACAGGGCGCAUUUGCCCGCCUUGCUUUUCCAGCAGGAAAAUAUUGCUUAUGACACCUAUGGGGCCAAGGGGAGCCAGUUCUAUUGCUCCUUUGUAGAGGAGUGUGGAAAGCUCGUCGUCGGUCAAUCUGCGGUCCCAAAGGGAGAAGCAGAUCGGCCGAGGAUGAGGGAUACUCACAAGAUUCCCUACGAGUUCUAUCUGAAAACCACGAAUUGUGUCCAGCACCCAAGUGUCGGCUGUUAUAGCUGACCAAGCUGGGAAAAAAUGUUGGAGUCUGCCCCCUACAUAAACAUGAGAAAAAAACAUGAGGUAUGGGUAAACUCACCAUAUGGGCAUCUAGAACUGGUUCAGAAACCUCUGGAUCGCCACGGGCGUCCGCGUGACGGGAAGAAUGGGGAACGGGUUUUCGUCUCCUGGUAAUUGGAGCGUUGCUGGUAAGAGCCUUGUCCCGGGACUGGAAAUAGGUACGGCCGGACAGACAGCUCCUGGAACAUCCAGCCCUGGUGGAGACCCGCCCUUGGAAUAACCGUCUCAUGUAGGCCUGGGCCUUGUCAAGGGCUGUAAAUGCCCCCACAAAGCAUCCUAGGUCUUUAAUGAAGGAAUCGCCAAACAAUAAACCUUGGGCGUCCUUACCAGCUUCUGUGAGGGCAAGAUUGGCAAACUUAGGUUCAAUUUUGAAUAGAAUGGCCUUACGCCGUUCCCUGGAAAGGGAGGCAUUGACACUCCCAGCAAUGCAAAUUGCCCUCUGGACCCAACCACAGAGGUCUUCAGGGUCGACCAUACGAUUCCUAGCUCUGGCGUCUUCAGCCAAGUCAAAAAGCUUCGCUAGUGGGCCAAAUAUGUCAAGGUGUUUGUCUUGGCAUGACUUAACGGCCGAGUCUACAUGGAUUCCACCCCAAUUUUUCCAGGAACUGGAUCAUCUUGGGAUCUACCUCAGGGGUAUCACAAACCUUAUUAGGCACUAUGGCCUUCAAUAUGUUUCGGGCCGCUUUACUGAGAGGGCGUCUUACCCAGUUUUCCUGGUAUUUGGCUACGUAGUCCUCUGGGAGCCAUUCUGCCGACCUAGGAUGGUGAAGCUCAUCAGGGUCGAAAAGAGGUUCGCCCAACUGAUCCAUGAGGGCGGACCCCGCAGUUGCGUGGUGAAUCGCCCCUGUAUCUCCUCCGGACAUCUCUGCCUGAGCAGAGGAAAGGAGGUCAAAGCCCAAUUCUGCAGCAUCUUUAUCAGAGUCAUCACCUGACUACCUAUAGCCUCCUCACUAGACCCGAUUUCAGAGUCAGAGUCGCUCUCUAUUUGUGCUCUAGCACAUUUCCAUAGCCGCGCCCAUUCUGCCUGGCGUGGAAAGGCUCUUUUGCGUGGGUGGGACACGCUUUCUGGGGCAACCAUAGGUACCCCCAUCUAAGAUAGGCGUACCUAUGGUCGCGCCAGAAAGCAUGGCCACUAUGGAGGUAGAGGUCAUUUAUGAGUAGCUUUCCCUGGUGCUUCUCCAGGCGGGUCCAUAGUAGGAUGCGAUUGGGGCGGUGUGUAGCCCGAAAUCUAUGCGUCUAAAGGAUGUGGCAGCAGGGCCUGGGAUAUAGUUUGGGAGAGGGCAGAUGACAUGGACCCCAUGGUUGCAAUUAUGGCUUCCCUCACUGAGCACUGUUGUGCUAAAUAUUGGGCCCCCUCCGUGGCUGGGUAUGUCUGCCACAGUGAGAGGGGUGCCCAAGGAGGCCGGGUCUCUCGCAGGGCUAAUGGGGCAUCAAAAGGGGGGAAAAGGAUGGGGCAACAGCAGAAACAGAUUAAGCCCGGAAGGGGCAAAAAGGAGAAAGGAAUAAAAACAUCCGAAGCAUAGGGGAUGGAAAAACCGCAACUGGUCUGGGAACCUGAACAGUCACGUAAUAGACAAUACCAUAUAUAGUAUAAACAUAAGUAAUAACCAAAGUAAUAAGGAGUAAUAACAUAAGUAUAUAAAAGAUAUACAUAAGGCAAUAACCACAGAGUUAAAAUAGUGUACUUAUCUGACUGUGGAGCAGCAAAGAAAGAGGAAGAUAGGAGGUAGGUGCUGGCUGUUAUAAUGGGACUUGAUCAGAGAGGGGCCUAUGUUACUGAAUAUUCAUUAUUUUUUCAUUCUGUUUGUAUCCUUUGCUGCUAUUGGUGGACAGUAAAGACAGGGAUAUGCAAUAUGAGCCUCUGUGUCUUGCUAUAAAAUCCUCACUUGUGUGUCUCUCUAAUAUCAAUAAAGCUUAACGGACAGAUUAAAUUAGUACUUUUUUUGUCCCACAACAAAUUUAUCAAUAACCAUCAAGCAAUUUCAAGUGGCUCAGGUAGUGCAGCUCAUCCAGGAUGGCACAUCAAUGCGAGCUGUGGCAAGAAGGUUUGCUGUAUCUGUCAGCGUAGUGUCCAGAGCAUGGAGGCGCUACCAGGAGACAGGCCAGUACAUCAGGAGUCGUGGAGGAGGCUGUAGGAGGGCAACAACCCAGCACUAGGACCACUACCUCCGCCUUUGUGCAAGGAGGAACAGGAAGAGCACUGCCAGAGCCCUGCAAAAUGACCUCCAGCAGGCCACAAAUGUGCAUGUGUCUGCUCAAACGGUCAGAAACAGACUCCAUGAGGGUGGUAUGAGGGUCCGACAUCCACAGGUGGGGGUUGUGCUUACAGCCCAACACCGUGCAGGACGUUUGGCAUUUGCCAGAGAACACCAAGAUUGGCAAAUUCGCCACUGGCGCCCUGUGCUCUUCACAGAUGAAAGCAGGAUCACACUGAGCACAUGUGACAGACGUGACAGAGUCUGGAGACGCCGUGGAGAACGUUCUGCUACCUGCAACAUCCUCCAGCAUGACUGGUUUGGCAGUGGGUCAGUUAUGGUGUGGGUUGGCAUUUCUUUUGGGGGCCGCACAGCCCUCCAUGUGCUCACCAGAGGUAGCCUGACUGCCAUUAGGUACCGAGAUGAGAUCCUCAGACCCCUUGUGAGAUCAUAUGCUGGUGCGGUUGGCCCUGGGUUCCUCCUCUUGCAAGACAAUGCUAGACGUCAUGUGGCUGGAGUCAGGGCUGGAACUGGGAAUGAAAACCAGCCCUGGAAAUAAUUGCAUACCAGCCCCAUAGCAUUGCGUCAUUAUACCCGCACAACAACCUUAUUUUCUUGUUCAGAAAACGUAAAACCAUGCAUUUUAAAGCACAUUUGAAUAGUGAAUUAUUUGUAAAUAAGACUGGUAUGAAAGCAUAUAUGGCUUUAUAUAUAAAGAGCAAAUUACAGUGGAAAGUUGUAAAUGUGGAGCAAUCAUCAUGAGUAGUCCAUUUAUUGCUAUGGUGAUUAGACUACAUUUAGAACUUUCUCUUAAUGGGGGUUUCUGUCUAGGAUCAGGGAGGGCUGCAGAUGUCCAGCUCAGGGAUACUAGGUAAUGAUCCUGUCACCCUCUAGCACACUUUACCCCUCUCCCAUUAUCAUAGUCUGUGCCUCUCCCCAUGUUAAAUACCAUGGUCCCUGUGCCUCCCAUGCCCAGUAUUAGGAAUCCCUGAAACCCCACCUCACAUCAGAGUUCCUUCCUCCUCUUUUCAUUAUCAGGGUCCUUCUCAUUAUCAGGGUCCUUGUCCCAAACACAAUUUAAGAACCUCUGUGCCCUCCAUGCCCAGUAUCACAGUUCUAGUAACCCCAUCUCAGAAUCAGGGCUCCAUUUGCUUCCAAUUCUCAUUAUCAACAUCCUUGUCCCUGUGACCCCCAUAACCAAUAUAAAAGUCCCUGUGCCCCUGAUGACCAGUAUCAGGGUCCCUAACCCCCUAUGCCUAAUAUCAUGAUCCUUGUGCCCCUCCAUGACCAGUAUCAGGGUUGCUGAGCCCCCCCUCCCCUAUGCCCAGUAUCAUGGUCCUCUGCCCCCCAUGCUCACUACCAAGGUCCCUGUGCCCCCUCCCAGAUUCUCCUUGCCCCCAUGUUUCGUAUCAGGCUCUCAGACAGAAAAUUAGGCUGUAGAGGGAGAGGAAGCUGUCUGCUCCUAUCUCACAGUCUCGCUCACCUCCAGUCCCCAUUGUGCCCCCUCCUCCCGGCUGCUGAGCUCAGCCUCAGUUCAUUCUUGCAGAAUGUUCUGCAGAUCUGAGGAAAGGGAUGUUGCUGGCCGCCGCGCAGCUGCCGGAUAUGACGUCAUAUGCCCUACACUGCUUACAUCCGGCGGCCCACAGCUGGCGUAGGAAAACUCUAUGUGCACUUCUGGCCAGCGGCCGCAUGAGAAUCGACCAUGGCCUGCUCUGCGGCUGCAGCAGGACAAACAGGAAAAAAAAAUUUUCCUGUCUUGUAGCUGUGUCCAGCCACAGCUCAAAGCCGCCUCAGGCCAGACGGCCUAUCGGGAAAUUUCCCAGUAUCCCGGUAGGCCAGUUGGCUUGGCUGGAGUGUGUCAGCAGUUCCUGCAAGACGAAGGCAUUGAUGCUAUGGACAGGCCCGCCCAUUCCCCAGACCUGAAUCCAAUUGAGCACAUCUGGGACAUCAUGUCUCGCUCCAUCCACCAAUGUCACGUUGCACCACAGACUGUCCAGGAGUUGGCAGAUGCUUUAGUCCAGGUCUGGGAGGAGAUCCCUCAGGAGACCAUCCGCCACCUCAUCAGGAGCAUGCACAGGCGUUGUAGGGAGGUCAUACAGGCACGUGGAGGCCACACACACUACUGAGCCUCAUUUUUACUUGUUUUAAGGACAUUACAUCAAAGUUGGAUCCGCCUGUAGUGUGUUUUUCCACUUUAAUUUUGAGUGUGACUCCAAAUCCAGACCUCCAUGGGUUGAAAAAUUUGAUUUCCAUUUUUAUAAUUUUUGUGUGAUUUUGUUGUCAGCACAUUCAACUAUGUAAAGAACAAAGUAUUUCAAAAGAAUAUUUAAUUCAUUCAGAUCUAGGAUGUGUUAUUUUUGUGUUCCCUUUAUUUUUUUGAGCAGUGUAUAUUAGCCUAAUUGCUGGUAACAUACAAGGAGGUCCUGGUGCAGAUUUCUCUCCUGUCCCAACCCAUAGACAUUUGGUGGGGGCUGCUAAAUUUAAAAAAAUGGGGGCUGGACAGAUCAAUCUAGUUCAUCUUUAUAUUAACUCUGGAAGCAAAUAGGUUAAUCUCUGUAUGUGAAGGUGCUGCACAUACAGACUUCAGGCACCAUGGCCACUUCAAGUAACUAAAGUGGUCAUAGUGGCUGUAGUAACCAUUUAAAAGAACACUCCAAGCUCUGUAAAGCCUACUAAACUUUUAGUGGGUGAACAUUUCAGUUUAAAAUAAAACUUUAAUUGAGACAAAGUUACAAGAUGGCAGCACACAUAUUUUAACAUGAAGAUUAAGUGAGCAUUGUAGUGUCCUCCUGUAACUUGUGUGUGUGUGUUGAAAAAGUAACAGUUCUCGUCUGUGAAUGUGGACGUACACCAAAAUGUGGCUGGCCCAAAUUACCACAUAAUUUAAUCCAGACAAUAUUUAACUGCGUCCGAAGAAGUCUUUGGUGUACCAUCUCUCUGUCAUAUAUGCAAUUUUACCAGCUAGAACACCAGGUCUCUAUAGAUUAUAAUCCAAACUGUUAUGUCUUAAACUACUAUAUGAUUAUAUUUAAUUUAUGUCAUUCACAGUCUGCUCAUCAUCAAAUGAUGAUAACAAUAGAGGUCUUUCAUCUGAUCAACAUGAAGCCCUGUCCAUGGUGGAUGAGUACAUGACAGCUGUUCGGAAAUUCAUUGACAAAAAAGAGCAUCUAGAGACCCUUAAGACAAUUGAAGAUUACUUGAAGAAUGUUAUCUGUGACAGUCGAGUCAAUGAACAAGUUCUAUCUGAAUUCAUAGACAACCUAAGUGAUUACCUGGAUUCAAUGGACGAUGGGAAAUUCGCCAAGCGUGGCUUGAUCCAGUUCCUGGAUGAUAAGCCACUGACUUUUUUAGAGGAAUUCAAACACAGGUUACUUAACAAAGAUUAAAAGCCAUGGUAAUGGUAAAGAAUAUACGUGAUAUACUGAAUUAUAUUUGUAUUACAAAUAGAGAGAAAGUUAUGUGUAUUUGAGUCAAAAAGUCUGUUUUGUAGCCAUAUGUAAAAAUAAUCUAGUCUUAAGGGGAUACUCUAAGCACCCAAACAAGUUUACCGUAGCUUAAUGAAGCAAUGUUGGUGUAUAGAUCAUGCCCCUGCAGUCUAACUGCUCAAUUCUUUGACAUUUAAGAGUUAAAUCACUUUUGAUUCUGUUUAUGCAGCCCUUGCUUCAUCUCCCCUGGCUGUGAGUGACACUUCCUCCAAAAAGUUUUUAUAUUCUAUUCUGUUAAUUUCCAAUCUGCCCACUUACAGUCUCCUCACACAGGAAAUGUUUGCAAGAGGGACAGGGAUGCCCACUUUAAGGGUUAUUUACUAAUGGAAGAACUGUGGACAAUUCAAAGUGAAUUUCAAACAAGGAAAAAGUAGUCAAUCUGGAACAAAUCUCAAAAUGAUCUAUGCUUCCAUUCUGGCUAUUUUGGAUUUAGAUUACGUUUGUUUCCCAUUACUAAAUAACCCUGUGUAUAACAAUUCCUGCAGCUCUGCUAUCAAACAUUAUUUACAUUUGUAAAUAACCAUUCAAACUCUAGAUGCCUGUACCCUAAACACCUCUUCUCCCCUAGUUCUGAAUUUAACACCUUCCAAAACUUACAGAAACCAUUUCCUUUUCCUAAGUCCCAAAUGUAAAAUCUAAACAUGACCAAAAAUAACUGGAUCCUAGGUUUACUAAAUGUACCCCAACUCCAACAAUAAACCCAAUAAUCCUAUACACACUCUGCACCAAUACUAAAUUUAAUCCAACUCUUAUCCUAUUACCAUAGGCGUGCGCACGGGGUGUGCCGGGUGUGCCUGGGCACACCCUAAUCCCCGUGGCACGCCUAUGGUUUGAGUCCUGCAGGAACAGCGUUCCUGCAGGCACUCAGUGCCCCCUGUUUCACCUAUUGCCCCUGUCAUGGGGAGGGCAAGAGGUGAUGGAUUUCCCCCCCUUCAGCGCGUCAUAUUCCGGCUCCCGCAUCCAGCAGACAGCCCGCGCGGCGAGAGGGAGUAGAGAGCAGACAGCAGAGAGCUCCCUCGCCGCGCGCUGAGCUGCAGAGAGGCGCCCGCCCCCACUGGACCCCAGGGAAAAGUCCAC